AUGACUUCUCUAACAGGUCCUAACAACUUCUCAGAUGACGGACGUGCAGUAAUAGAAAGAGCACUAAACGUGAAAAGCCAGAAACUGGCAAGUUCAAUUGAAGAGUUGCAACAAGUGUACGAAGUUGAAAGAACAAUUUCAUUCCUUAACGAAGGUGGAUAUAAAAAGGUUGCUCUUCAAUUUCCUGACGAAUUAUUGGCAGAUUCUACGCAAAUUUCUUCCCUUCUAAUGGAGAAAACCAAUAAACAGUUUUUUGUUCUUGCUGAUACAUCAUAUGGCAGUUGUUGUGUUGAUGAAAUAGCAGCUCAACACGUUGAUGCCGACUGUAUAAUACAUUAUGGCCGAUCUUGUCUUAGCCCCACUUCCCGACUACCCGUUUUAUACGUAUUUGGAAAGCGUCCGAUAGAUGAAGCGCAUUGUCUGGAUGUUUUUCAAGAAUUCUUUGAGGAAAAUAAAAAUUUGCCGAUAAUUGUUUCCUUUGAUGUUGUAUAUGCUCAUGGUAUUGAAAAUUUUGUGAGCCAAUUGCAUAGGAAAGGAUAUAAUUCAAUCAUUCAGACGUUUGUAAAGACUGAGACUAAACAUGAAGCGACCACAAUAGAAGGAUCGGAUUCUUCUGAACAGCCAAAGGGACGAUAUUAUAAUUUACCGGAAGGCACAAAUAUCGAAGAUUGCUCGAUUUUUUACAUCGGCGGAGAAAGUCUUAUGUUGACCAAUUUACUUAUGACCCAUAAUAAAUGCAAAGUAUAUACUUACAACCCACAGACUCGAGAAGGACGACGAGAAACUCUACAAGUGAACCGUGCUCUAAUGAAACGAUAUUAUAUGGUUCAAAAAGCGAAAGACGCGGAUGUGAUCGGCAUAGUAGCAGGGACAUUGGGAGUUGCUUCAUAUCUGACCAUUAUAUCAUACUUGAAGAAACUUAUUACUGGCGCGGGAAAAAAAGCGUAUACUUUUGUAAUGGGUAAACUCAAUGUUGCGAAAAUGGCAAAUUUCAUGGAAAUUGAUUGUUACGUGCUAGUCGCGUGCCCCGAGAAUAGUUUGAUUGAUGCAAAGGAAUUUUAUCGACCAAUAGUGACCCCGUUUGAAUUAGAAAUAGCACUUGACAGUUCUAAACUUUGGACUGGCGAGUAUAUAACAGACUUUCAGCAAUUAUUACCAGGUAUUGCAAAAAAUCGUUAUAAUAAAUCGAAAGAGAAUUCAAAGUCCGUAGAACUUAACAAAGAAAAAGAUAAAAACGAUGAUGUUGAUGCCGACGACGACGUUCCCCAUUAUUCAUUAGUCACCGGACAACUUAAAAAAAGUCGGAAAUACGCCAUUGAUCAAAAGAAUGAUGGUGAUGGAGUCAUAGACUCUACUAGUACAGACACAGACGUUAUAUUACGUGACAAAAACACGCAAUUAGCAUCCACCGCCGCCAUAAUGAAAAACAGUGCGGCUGCCGAAUUUUUAAAUUUGAGAAGCUUUCGAGGUCUCGAAAAGCAAAUUGGCGCGACUGUAGUUUCUGAGGCGGAAGAAGGACGUUCUGGGAUCGCUAGAGGAUAUUCAGAUGAAAAAUAA
This is a messenger RNA of Ambispora leptoticha, 1557 nucleotides long. The record is from the annotation of a GenBank genome assembly. Lineage: Eukaryota; Fungi; Glomeromycota; Glomeromycetes; Archaeosporales; Ambisporaceae.